ACCUUUCCGAAACAAAACAAAACAAUCGUAAUCACAUUCGGCAUCGGUUAACCUGCGGGAAGAAAAAUCGGACGAAACAUGUUGCAAAAUACGAGAAAUCUAGUCGGAAAUCUGCGUUCUAUUGCCAUAAUCAGUUGUGCGCGUUUGCCCUCCAACAAUGUCCUCACAAAUACGGCACCAUACAGCACAAUGAUGUUUGCAAAUAAGAAAAACAAUCUCCUACACACGAUCGAUCGGAAAUCAAUGGCACAAACCAUUUGGAAACGGUCCAUGUUCAUCCAGACGCAAGACACACCGAACCCAGAUAGUCUCAAAUUUCUUCCAGGCGUGGCUGUGCUCGAAAAGGGACAAACGAUGGAUUUCCCGUCCGUGUCAUCGGCUCAAUGCAGUCCGCUUGCAAAGCUUCUGUUCCGUGUCGAAGGUGUCCGGUCGGUGUUUUUCGGCGGUGAUUUUGUGACCAUCUCCAAGCAGGAGGAUGCCGAAUGGCGCAUCAUCAAGCCGGAAGUAUUUGCCGUGAUAAUGGACUUUUUCGCUUCCGGACUGCCGGUGGUAACGGAUGCGAAACCCAACCCGGACACACAGAUCAACGAGGAGGACGAUGAAACGGUACAGAUGAUCAAGGAGCUGCUCGACACACGUAUCCGCCCGACCGUGCAGGAGGAUGGUGGGGACAUUAUCUUCAUGGGGUUCGACGAUGGUGUGGUAAAGCUAAAGAUGCAAGGUUCCUGUUCGUCCUGCCCAAGCUCGAUCGUGACGCUGAAGAACGGUGUGCAGAACAUGCUGCAGUUUUACAUCCCGGAGGUGGUAUCCGUAGAGCAGGUGACGGACGAGGUGGACAAGAUAGCGGAGCAAGAAUUUUCCCGACUGGAGAAACAGAUCCGCCAAAAGGACGAAGCGCCUUCAGAGAGCAAAACUUAGACGAGAAACUUAGUAACGCGUCAGUUGGAGUUACACAAUAUCUUUGUUAUUUCAUUUUAGCUUAGCAUCUGUGGUUUGUACUGUAAUAAGAAAACGCAGUAAUCAAAAAAAAAAAAAAAAGAACUGAUACUAAGAAGCUGCUCAAUCCGAA
Messenger RNA from Anopheles funestus (African malaria mosquito), 1069 nucleotides. Its product is annotated as NFU1 iron-sulfur cluster scaffold homolog, mitochondrial-like. Bases 79 to 918 code for a protein of 279 amino acids. The transcript is spliced from 2 exons. Gene Ontology annotation, molecular function: iron ion binding; iron-sulfur cluster binding. Lineage: Eukaryota; Metazoa; Arthropoda; Insecta; Diptera; Culicidae. Gene Ontology annotation, biological process: iron-sulfur cluster assembly. The record is from RefSeq and is a predicted model, not a curated record. Gene Ontology annotation, cellular component: mitochondrion.